Messenger RNA from Ctenocephalides felis (cat flea), 1455 nucleotides. RefSeq lists its product as uncharacterized. Bases 291 to 1337 code for a protein of 348 amino acids. The record is from RefSeq and is a predicted model, not a curated record. The transcript is spliced from 3 exons. Lineage: Eukaryota; Metazoa; Arthropoda; Insecta; Siphonaptera; Pulicidae.
GUGUUUUAAAUGUACAUACCAUAUGUACGUACAUAUUUAAUCGAAUGUCGAAUGUUUUUCUUUACCAAAUGUCAACGGGUUAAUAAACAACAUUCUGCUGUCAAAUUGACGUUUGGAAGCACAACGUCGCAGUUCGUUUCAAGCGUUAGUACGCAAUAAUUGUUAAUGCUUUAUUGAUAUUGACAAUAAGUUUAAUGUGAAACAUUAAUUUGUUUGUGUAUAUCAAAUAAAAAUAUUUUAGGAACAAUUAAAAUCGUGCCGCCAAAAAGCUGUAACUUGCAACUGACUCCAUGAUGAAAAUCAAACUACAUAGUACAUCAAGAAUGGUUGGAAAGCAAAGUAACGCUACCAAAAAUAUUUCUUUAAAAAUGCUAUCGCGUAAGAUUUAUAAUCAAAAAAUUGUAACAGAUGUACGUAAAAUUCGCAGUCAAAGUAAAUUAUCUCAUAUCCUGAGUAACAAGAAAAAACCAAAAGUUGUCCGAAAGGCAAUAAAAGUAGAUGCAACUCGUUCAAAUAAGGCAUCAAGAAUGGUUGGAAAGAAAAACAAUACUAUCAAAACUAUUUCUUCAAAAAGGCAAUCGCGUAAGAUUGAUCAUCGAAAAAAUGUAUCAAGUUCACGUAAAACUCGCAGCCAAACUAAAUUAAUUGAUAUCAUGAGUGUCAAGAAAAAAUCAAAAGUUGGCCCAAAGAAAAAAAUUAAUAUUCUUGAACGCAAGCCAAUAAAAGUAGAUGCAGCUAGAUCAAGUAGAAAUCAAAGGACAUCCAAUGUUUUGAAUUGUGCUUCAGAGGAUGGGAAAGAUACUAAAGGCACGAAGGAAAAGAUAGAUUCGAUAAAAUACAAAGAGAUGUCUGAAAAGAGAACUCGGAUUAGACCUGUUCCAUAUUGGUUAAACGAAACACGAAUUAAAUACGUUAGAUUACCAAAUGGAUGCUGUGAAAUUGCGAAACAUUCUGACGAAACAAGUGUUGAAGAAACUAAAGAUCCAAAAAAGAAUAUGAAGACAAGUCGACAAAAAUUAUCUAUUUCUGAUGAAAACACUUUAGAACCAAAUUCAAUUCACUCAUCUCCACAAGAGGAUGAUUCCAGUUCCUGGUUAACUGUUGAAGAGAAAAUAUAUUUUGGACAAGGUAACAGUUGCACAUCACUAUUUGCUAGUAGUCCAAGAUCGCUCAGUGUUGACGUGAAUAGAAGCCAAUUCCGAGUUAUGGCAUCUGAUGAACCAGAAAAAAGUGAAAGAAAUAUAAGUAGUUCAACCAAUAUGGGGCCAGAGAAACUCACUUCUGCCAAGCCUGCUUCAGCAAUAGUGGUCGAACAAAAUAUUGACUAUGGAUUCUAGUCUUGGUGAUGAAACUGACUUAAGUUCGCAACUUGGAAUGUUAGUCACUCGCAAUGAACAUAUACAAACACAAGAAACUGAUAUUUUGGAGCUUUUUAAGCCAACUAUUAACCAGAAG